AUAUUUUUUUUUGUUAUUCUUAGAUCAGGCAAUGCGAAAUUUCCUAAACUUAGCAUACAAGGGAAGCCACUCCGAAAUUAUGUAAUAUAAACAUUAUUGUGUGUACCCCAACAGUUGACAAAGAUUCAAGGGCAUUGGCAACAUAAUCGAGCAACAGGUGGGCUGAAAUAAAAUCUAAUGUUGCAGUAAAAAAUUUGAAUUCUCAGAGUCAUUUCUCAGAACAAAUAAACAGAGUAAUGGCUGCAAAAUAUAUCACGCUAACAGCUUCCAAACACCCAGGACUUCAGUGCUUCUGGACUCACAGCAACAAAUACUUGUUUUUCAGCGGAACGCAAGUAACAACAUUACAUAAACGAUGUUUGGGAUCUUUACUAUACAAGCCGUUGUGUGGUGGUCAGACUUUGUUAACCAGCCAGAAACUAGAAAAACUUCAUGCCGGACAGUUUAGCAGUGGGCCUAUGAGGCAUCUUGCCAAAAAAUUAGGCCUUUCCACUGCUAACUUGGACUCUUUAGAGCAUCAGAUGAGGAGUAUAGGUGAAUCUGUGCGGAAUCUUAAAAAAUCUGAGUGGCGGAACCUUGUGCCCAUUUCCUUGGCAUCACUCCUAAUGUUAUAUCUGAUUAGGAGAAAUAGCAGGCAGAAGUGUGCCACUGCCAUGGAUGCGGAUAAAGAUUCUAUCAUGCUGAAAAUUCACCAGGAAGAGAUGAACAAUCCGAGUAAGCAUUUGUUGAUGGCAACAGGUAACAGUGUUGCCCAGGAAAGAGAAGGUGGCGAUGCGACACCCGAGAAGAACCAUCACAGCACAAACAUUUGCAAAGUGAUGUACAAACCAACUGAAAGCGCUGCAGAGCACAGGGAUGCUAAAUUUCCUUACUGUAUUACCCCGCAUCGCAAAGAUUCUCAGGCUUUGAAUAAAGCAACACCUACAAUGAAGGAGAGGAGUGAGUCUCAGUUCCCUUGCCGUAGAUCACCAGCAGAAAAGUUUAAAAAGGAAUGUGAAGAUAAUUCAUCACAGAAAGCUGAUUCAACUCCAUGCUCUAGAUUACCAUGCAGAGAUGUGGUCAACUGUGAAGCAGAGGAAAUAAAAGAGGAUUCCCAAAGACCUUGCCGAGAUGUAGGCAAGUGUGAAGAAACAGCUCCUGAAGAGAACUCCCAAAGACCCUGCCGAGAUGUACAGAAAUGUGAAGAAACAGUUCCUGAAAAGGACUCCCAAAGACCAUGCUUAAAAUCUUCACCCUGUUGUGAUGAGCGAAAAUCUGAAGAAACAGCAUCAAAUAAAAUGCCCUGUUUGAAAUCCUCACCUUGCAAGGAUGUGAAUAAUGAAAUUGAGGUAACUUCUCUGCAGAAUGAUAAUCAAAACCCAUGCUCUCAGCCUACACCAAGCUGCAAUAUACUAAAUAGUGGAGAUGCAGCGAAUGAGGUCAAAUAUGAGACUCAGCCAUGUAAAGAAGUGGUGGAUGAAAAUGUUGAGCCUUCCAUAAAACAAUCUUCUGAAUCAAAUAAUGACAAAGAGGUCUGUAAGCCUACAAUUUUGCCUUGCAGAGACUCCAAGCGAAAAGUUGAUUCCAAGGUGGCAAACAAGGCCAAGAGACUAAUCAGACUUAGCUCACCAGAAAAGCCAUCAAAAGACAAAUACAGCAUUGCUCUUUUGGAGAAUGCUCAAGUUGUAAGUCAGGACCCAAAGACAGCCGAAGCGUGUCUAACUAAGGAGCAGAAGCAAGAUUCCGAAAAUGAUGGAGGCUACCCUAUCAAAAAAAGGUCACAGCUGAACAUUGUUCACACAGCCGGUGGAAAUGCACAAACAGCAGUCAAUGAUAUAUCAUUGUUGACUAUGUGCCAGAGCAAUCAGCAGAAUGCCAAUGCUGGCCCAACCACAUUAUUGGAGAACACAGGCCCAGCGGUGAACUUUUUAACAACUUUAAACAUGCACCAGAACAAUGAUGAAGAGAUUAAAAAUAGCACUGAUCCCUCUGAGGUAUCUGAAAAUGCAGACUUGACAGCGAACAAAUUAGCUUCCCUGAGCACGAGCCAGAACAAUGAUGAUAAUAAUGCCAUUAGCAGUGGUCCCACUGCAAUAACUGAAAAUGCAGACAAUGCAGUGAACCUCAAUAUAAGUCAAAACAACUGUGACGAAAAUAAUGGGGUUACAGCCAGAGAAUCUGAGCCCAAAAUCAGACAAUGUGAAGUCAGUGCUGAGGACAUUGACAUGGACAUGUCCACUGUGGAUAAAAGUGAGAACCCCUCCGACAAGAGCCUUUCCCCUUGUACAACAAACCCACUGUGCUACACUAAGAAGAAGGAAGCAGACUCUCCCAAGUCUCCGUCCAUACUGUGCCUCAAUACAGUGAGCAAAGACAAGUUCUGUGCCCCGGACAACACUAAAUACACUCGGAGAGAAGUUAUUGAAGUCAGUGAUAAGGCCUGCGAUGAAAUCAAAGGAGAAGCAGUUCUCUAGCUCAAACUAUGCUUGUGUGUGCUUUGAAGAGGAUGUCCAACUCAGAAACAAAUGGCUCAGUUUUCCCCUUCAAAGAAAUACAAUUUCUUUCAACUCAUUGAAUUAUUAUUUUAAUUUAAAUCAUAUUUCAAGAAAUUUAUUUAUUGAUUGAUUUUUUGAUAAAUUUAUUUACAUAAGUAUUAACCUUUUUUUUUUAAAGCAAAUCGUUGUCUAAUAGGGCAAUUAAAAAUGUGUAAUAUGC
Messenger RNA from Biomphalaria glabrata, 2694 nucleotides. RefSeq lists its product as uncharacterized. The transcript has 4 exons. The coding region runs from base 237 to 2453 and encodes 738 amino acids. NCBI's taxonomy places the organism in Eukaryota, Metazoa, Mollusca, Gastropoda, Planorbidae. The record is from RefSeq and is a predicted model, not a curated record.